AGAAGACUUCUAGAAGAAAAGACACUUGUGGUUUGCAAGCAUGCCAUUUCCCUUUGGCAAAUCACACAAGUCUCCUGCAGACAUAGUGAAGAAUUUGAAAGAAAGUAUGGCAGUUCUAGAAAAACAAGAUAUUUCUGACAAGAAGGUAGAAAAGGCUACCGAAGAAGUUUCAAAAAACCUAGUUGCCAUGAAAGAAAUCUUAUAUGGCACCAAUGAAAAGGAACCUCAGACAGAAGCUGUAGCUCAGCUUGCUCAAGAACUAUACAACAGCGGUCUUCUUAGCACCCUAGUAGCUGAUCUACAACUCAUUGAUUUUGAGGGCAAAAAGGACGUGGCUCAAAUAUUUAACAAUAUUCUGAGAAGACAAAUUGGUACUAGAACACCCACAGUUGAAUACAUCUGCACUCAGCAAAAUAUAUUGUUCAUGCUGUUAAAAGGGUAUGAAUCUCCAGAAAUUGCUCUGAAUUGCGGAAUCAUGUUAAGAGAAUGCAUCAGACAUGAACCACUAGCGAAAAUAAUCUUGUGGUCAGAACAGUUUUAUGACUUCUUCAGAUAUGUGGAAAUGUCAACAUUUGACAUUGCUUCAGAUGCAUUUGCCACUUUCAAGGAUUUACUUACAAGGCACAAAUUGCUGAGUGCAGAAUUUUUGGAACAGCAUUAUGAUAGGUUCUUCAGUGAAUAUGAAAAAUUGCUCCACUCAGAAAAUUAUGUAACAAAACGACAGUCACUUAAGCUACUUGGUGAAUUGCUACUGGAUAGACACAACUUCACAAUUAUGACAAAAUACAUCAGUAAACCUGAAAAUCUCAAGCUAAUGAUGAAUCUUUUACGGGACAAAAGUCGCAACAUUCAGUUUGAGGCUUUCCACGUCUUUAAGGUGUUUGUAGCCAAUCCUAACAAGACGCAACCUAUAUUAGAUAUUCUCUUAAAGAACCAGACCAAACUUAUUGAGUUUCUCAGCAAGUUUCAGAACGACAGGACCGAGGAUGAACAAUUUAACGAUGAGAAGACCUAUUUAGUUAAACAGAUCAGGGAUUUGAAAAGACCAGCACAACAAGAAGCCUAAUCUUCUAAAAACCCCUAAAAUAUUAAAUCCAAAUUCAGCAUUUGCUGUUAGAUAUUCAGCAUCAGGCACUCUUAUCACUUCAUGAGGAACAUUACUGCUAAUCCGCUGCUCAGUGAACAGUUUGUUUGUUUUUUCUUCUCUUUUAUUUUUUAGUCCGAGUUGACAAACCUAGCUGCUGCUUUCUUGCACAAUGUGGACUUUCUUGAUAUUUGUGUCUGAAUUCAAGCACACCGCUUGUUUUUAGAAGUCCAGGGUGGGGGUGGGAUGGGAAAGAUUAUUGGUUCAUGAAACAAACAUAUAAGACAGUUUGAGAUAGGAGAGAAGGUAUUAGACUAGUUUAUGACAGGGUGCAUGCUAGCAAAUCUGAUUCAAUCCAUAUGUUUGCACUUAACCUUGUAUGAGAUGCGAGCACAAUGUGAUCUGUGCAUAUUUGGCACCAUAGUAUAAGAUUAUAUGCCUUGAUUUUUUUUAAAAAAAUGUGCAGUGCUUUAAUUGUAAUCAAAGGGGAAAUGUAUCUUAAGAUGUGAGCUUUCUGGGAUGAACAGUUGUCUUGCAAAUAAAAUUGAUACUGAAACAUAGCAACUUCUAAGAAUAACAUCUCAGAGUUCAUGAGGAAAAUGUAUAUAUGCCUUUCAUUGCUUUAUAGUUUGUUUUUGACAGUGGUUUUCUGAGAAUUGAGAUGUAGACUUGGAAAUGCAUUAUAAGAAUUUUUGUUACUUCAAAUUGUGUUUCAGACAAUAGAGCUUAGCAGUGACACUUUGUGUUUCAUUUCAACAAUGCUUGUUUUAUUCUGUAUAUAACUCCUACGCUGCUCAUUUCUUUAAAAAUGAUUUAAUUUGUACAGCAGAGGAAUGUUAAUGUAUUAGUCUGUAACUUUUACCUGAUACUGAUACUGAAUUUUGCAAAAUGAAAGCUCAUGUAAAAUGUUACCUUGGAUCACAUGAAAAUACUGAUUUCACAUUUCUUAAAUACUGCAGCAUUAAAAAGAAUCCAUUUUUUUCUGUAUUUGCAAGUAUAAUGCAGUGCCAUCAGUUAAAGUAGAUUAAAAAUAUAGCUCUGGAACCCACUAAACCUGUAUUCCUCAAUGUUGGCCUUCUCCAUUUAUAUUAGUGCUGUGUUUGGCCAAUUGUAAAUUAUAAAGAUUAUGCUAAAUUAAUUCAGAUUUGUUUUUCAUGUGGGUAUAAAGAGAAUCUCUCUUUUCAUAUCGUUAGUAUAAUAGUUGUGUUGUAUUUAACAUAUUUUCCCAUCAACAACCAUAAUUUUCAUAACUGUCCUAGUGUCAAUAUCCUGUUCCUUAAUGCUGCAAACUAUCAGUAUUUAUUUUUUUAAAGACUGAUUUUGCACCACUUUUUGUUACUGUGAUCAUAACAAAAUGCUAGAUAUAUCUAAAGUAUGUUAUCAAAAUCUUAUCUAUUCACCAUAAUAGUAGAACUGAGAUGACAACCAGCCAACUUUUUGAAUUAGGAGUAUGAAAGUUCAAAUUCCGCAUGAUUGAAUCUGACUGAAAAUGCUAUACAAUUAUUUAUUGCUUUCUAGCAUCUAUAUGAUUAAAUUAUUUUACAAAUGAUUAAUUUGCUGAUUGACAUUUUAGCUAAUUUUUAAAGCCUUCAUGAUGGAAGUUGGAAUAAAGUCCAGCAAAUAGGAUUCUGAUAAUAUUGGAUAUAUGUUUCUUUCAGCAGUCAUAAGCCAUUUGCAAAAUGGUCUGUAAUAUCUACUGAAAAAGAUCAUUAUCCUCUAUUGAAUCAUUUAUAUAGACAGGCAAAAACAACCGUGGAGGUGGUAAUAUUAUAGAUCAGUACAGUACUCUGUCUUUUUUUAUAUUUUGGUUUAGUAUAGCUAAGACAAGAAAAUAUUAGGUGGCAAGUUAUUCUCCAUUAUGCAUAAGGCUUCCACUUUUAGAAAAAAAAAAUAUAGACAUGCUAAAAGUUGUAUAUCUCUCUGUGUGUAUAUAUAUAUCUAUAUGUGUGUGUAUGUGUGUGUGUACACACACAUCUAUCAAAAUAGAUAUAUGAAAGUUAAAAGAUGGAUCUGGAUAUUGAUUUUGCUUCUCUUAUUUGGCAUGGGACAAAAGGCUAUACUUUAAAAAAACAUUAAUCCUUGGAGUGUUGGCUUUCAAAAAAAGUUGUAUUUAAGACCAUUUGAUGUGCUAUUCAUAUUAAAAACUAUUGUACUGGAAA
Protobothrops mucrosquamatus (brown spotted pit viper) is the source of this 3243-nucleotide messenger RNA. It is a transcript of the gene CAB39, whose product is annotated as calcium binding protein 39. Gene Ontology annotation, biological process: intracellular signal transduction. Lineage: Eukaryota; Metazoa; Chordata; Lepidosauria; Squamata; Viperidae. The record is from RefSeq and is a predicted model, not a curated record. Bases 41 to 1066 code for a protein of 341 amino acids. The transcript has 8 exons. Gene Ontology annotation, molecular function: protein serine/threonine kinase activator activity.